AUGAGUAGAGACCGUACUGGUGACAUAAAUGGACAAUAUGGUGGUGGUGGUGCAUAUCAACAAGGAGGGUAUGGGGGUGGUCAACAACAACCACAAUAUGUUGAAAUGGCUCAAAUUGGCCAAGAUGAUGUGGGCGCAUUUUUUGAUGAGGUAUCAUCAAUUUCAGAUAUGAUACGUAAAGCUCAAGCAAAUAUAAGCCAAAUAGAUGAAUUACACUCGCGUACUCUUGGUACUAUAGCUGAAGAUGAAAGGAUAAAGCGUCAACUUGAAAGUAUAACAUCGGAAACAAGAGGAAUUCUUACACAAAUAAAAGAUAGAAUUAAAAAAUUGGAAGCUUCAAAUUUGAAGCAAGCUAAAUCUGGCGACAUAGAAGUUAGAAAAGCUCAGGUGAAUUAA
Molecule: messenger RNA, 396 nt
Organism: Entrophospora sp. SA101
Lineage: Eukaryota; Fungi; Glomeromycota; Glomeromycetes; Entrophosporales; Entrophosporaceae
Source: the annotation of a GenBank genome assembly